AUGAAGACCGGCGUCAACCAAGCUUCCGACAGAGCUAGAGAUGAUAUCGCCGUUACAGAGCCAACCACACCGCCACGCGACCAUAUGCAGAGUGACGAAGAACUACCUGAACAGCUGCCCCGCUAUCCUGGAGAGAGCCCGCCCAAUACCCUUCCGCCUGGCGUUUUCACUGAUCACGAAACCUCGGACGAAACAUCAUCUCUGAUAUCCCAUGCUUCAUCGCUACCAGGAGAAAUACUUGUCCAAAGCAGCGUUGAUAUCCGUCGGUCUCAUCGCGUAGACCUGCGCGGCGUGCAACUUCUACCACUUCGGCGGUUCUGGCAGCUAUUCGUUUUGAUGGGAGUCUUGUCGGGAAUCGGCCUUAUGACUAUUAAUAAUGUGGGCAAUGUUGUCAAAGCACUAUGGCGAAAGUAUGAUGACUCGGCCGACCAAACGUUCAUUGUCCGAACACAGCAACUCCACGUUUCGAUUCUUUCUCUAUGUAGUUUCUCGGGGAGACUUUUGAGUGGCGUUGGCUCCGACUUCCUUGUCAAGGUCCUCGAUGCUAACCGACUUUGGUGCAUCGCUAUCGCGAGCACUAUCUUCUUUCUUGCACAACUAUGUGCCAUCUUGAUUACCAACCCCCACCUUCUUGCCUUUGUGUCUGGUCUGUCAGGUCUUGGGUAUGGCUUCCUUUUUGGAGUCUUCCCAUCUAUCGUUGCGGAAACCUUCGGAAUUCACGGCCUCAGUCAGAACUGGGGCUUCAUGACACUAGCGCCGGCCAUAACAGGCAAUGCAUUUAACAUCUUCUAUGGAAAGAUUUAUGACACACAUAGUACGGUUGGGCCAGGCGGCCAACGUAUCUGCCUAGAGGGCGUCGAAUGUUACAAGUCUGCAUAUGUCACAAGUCUUGUUGCGAGUGUAGUCGGUCUUGGCUUGGCCCUUUGGAUCAUUCAAAGCGAUCGGAAGGCAACCCUUUUGGGGGAAGGAUGA
Molecule: messenger RNA, 972 nt
Organism: Parascedosporium putredinis
Lineage: Eukaryota; Fungi; Ascomycota; Sordariomycetes; Microascales; Microascaceae
Source: the annotation of a GenBank genome assembly